CAUUCAUAUUUUUCAUAACAAAGUGUUUGAAUAUUUUCAUCUAGGAGCAUAAUAGAGCCACAGCAAUAUCAACACACAGGUCUGAGUAACCGAGAGAGUGAUCUUUCAGGUUCAGCAGCAGCAAUGAUUCACAAUAUUUUAAAGAGAAUUACUUGAAGAGCUGAAAGAAGCUACAUUAGCAAUCUGAAAGCUAGAUUCGAAAUGGUGUACGCGUGCGUAGAUCAGCAGAGAUGUGGCUGAUUAGCGUGCGUGCGUCGUCAGUUUCGGUUGACUGCUGCUCGCAGCUGCGACAAUCCAAAAAACGGUGAUCUACCAUCCGCUCGCGCGAGAGAUUAGAGAGAGCGCGAGAGACAGCGAGAGAGUCGUGCUAAGUGGCUUUCCAGAGGAGUUGCAGCAGGCGGCGCGCGGCGACGAAGAUCUACCAAAGCGGUGAUAAAGGGUGAACCGAGCCCGAGCCCGAGCCUGGGCCUGUCGCUUUUAUUUCCGAGCCGAGCUCGAGCCUGGACUUCUGAGCUCGCCUCAAAACGAGUCCGAGCCCAAGCCGAGCCUUCAUUCUGCCGAGCGGAGCCUGAACAUGUCAAAGCUCGGCUCGGCGGGGCUCGUUUGCAGCCCUUUAAUUAGUUGUAAACGUUGAAGCUUCGUAUAAGUCGCCGGGAUAGGUGAUCUCUCAAAAUUAUGAACGGGAGCAGUCAGCACUAUUGCAUUGCAGCACUCUGCCGUCUCCGAAUUUCAUAGCUUUGUAUCCAGAGCUAGCAGAAGUAGAUCUUCUCACAUUUUUGUCAGUAUAUUUGCUGAUUUUGUCGUAUUCCUUGCUGUUCUUCGCGGCGAGAUGAGCAUGGAGAUCCCCUUCUUGUGUUUCCAAAACAUAUCAUUGGACCAGAUCCUCUCUGAUACUAAUACUCUUACUGGCGGAGAUAAAUCUUUCGUGUCUGGGUAUUUUUCUGCAUUUAAUAAAAGAAAAUGGCGGAACCCGUUUUCGCGGAUGAAGUGUUCUUCUACUGAAACAGGCAUACAGCUAAAGCCCAAGCCAAAACAAUCGAAAAUCAACAUUAAUGUAGAGAACGAAGCUCAUCCAAAAGAUGCCUUAGUAAGAAAGUCGAGUUUGGGACUUUGCAUUCAGAUAGAGAAGUUGGUUUUCUGUAAGAAGUACGAGGAAGCCCUCGAAUUGUUUGAAAUUUUGGAGCGCGAAGGUGAUUUUGAUUUGCCCGCUAGCACGUAUGACGCUUUAGUGAAUGCUUGCAUUGGAUUGAAAUCUAUCGGGGGUGUGAAGAAGGUGUUUAAGUAUGCGAUUGAUAGUGGGUUUGAAUGGGAUCAGUAUUUGAGGAACCGGACAUUGCUGAUGCAUGUGAAAUGUGGAAUGAUGAUCGAUGCACGCCAACUGUUCAAUGGAAUGCCUGAUAAGAACCUUGUUUCAUGGAAUACAAUAAUUGCGGGGCUUGUUGACUCUGGAGAUUACUUGGAAGCGUUCCAUUUGUUUCUUGAUAUGUGGUGUAAGUUUUCAGAUGCUGGAUCCCGUACUUUUGCCACUGCGAUCCGGGCUUGUGCAGGGCUGGGAUAUCUUUUUGUUGCAAGACAAUUACAUUCGUGUGCUUUGAAAAUGGGCGUAAGUGGAAAUAUUUUUGUGUCUUGUGCAUUGAUUGACAUGUACAGUAAGUGUGGGAGCAUUGAAUGUGCUAAAUUUGUUUUUGAUGAUAUGCCACGGAAGACCACCGUUGGAUGGAAUACCAUUAUAGCUGGUUACGCACUGCACGGUUAUAGUGAGGAAGCUUUGAGCAUGUAUUAUGAGAUGCGUGAUUCUGGUGUCAAAAUGGACCAUUUCACAAUCUCAAUUGUUGUAAGAAUAUGUGCGAGGUUGGCUUCAGUAGAUCAUGCUAAGCAAGCUCAUGCAGCUCUCAUUCGUCAUGGAUUUGGGUUAGAUAUAGUAGCCAACACAACACUUGUGGAUUUCUAUAGCAAAUGGGGCAGGAUAGAAGAUGCACAGCAUGUUUUCGACAAGAUGCCCCACAAAAAUGUUAUAUCUUGGAAUGCCUUGAUUGCUGGAUAUGGCAAUCAUGGGCGAGGAGCUGAGGCUGUUGAGAUGUUUGAGCAGAUGCUUCUUGAAGGAAUGAUGCCUAACCAUGUUACUUUUCUGGCAGUAUUAUCUGCUUGUAGCCACUCAGGUUUAUCGGAUCGUGGAUGGCAGAUCUUUGAAUCAAUGCAUAGGGAUUACAAGAUUAAGCCACGUGCGAUGCACUAUGCAUGUAUGAUUGAACUGCUAGGUCGAGAAGGGCUUUUGGAUGAAGCUUUUGCAUUGAUAAGAGAUGCUCCCAUUAAGCCAACAGUUAAUAUGUGGGCUGCCUUGCUUAUAGCUUGCAGGAUCCAUAAGAAUUUAGAGCUUGGAAAAUUUGCAGCUGAAAAAAUUUAUGGAAUGGAACCGGAAAAGCUUAGUAAUUAUAUUGUGCUUAUGAAUGUCUAUAACAGUUCUGGGAAGUUUGAGGAAGCUGCCGCUGUCCUUGAGACCUUGAAAAGAAGGGGCUUGAGAAUGCUUCCUGCAUGCAGUUGGAUUGAAAUCGACAAGCAGCCUCAUGUUUUCCUUUCUACUGAUAAAUACCAUGUUCAGUGGAAGGAUAUUUACCAGAAGUUAGACAACUUGUUGCUGGAGAUUUCUAAAUUUGGUUAUGUUCCUGAGAUUUCCAACUUUUUCCUUUGUGAUGUGGAUGAAAAGGAAGAGCACACAAUACAUCAUCACAGUGAGAAAUUGGCGGUUGCUUUUGGGCUGAUCAAUACUUCUGAUCAGACAUCAUUGCAGGUUGUGCAAAGCCAUCGGAUCUGUUGCAACUGCCAUACUGCAAUUAAGUUAAUAGCCAUGAUUACUAGACGGGAAAUUGUUGUGAGGGAUGCCAGCAGAUUCCACCAUUUCAAAGAUGGAACUUGUUCCUGUGGGGAUUACUGGUAAUGGUAGGGUUCUAUUUAGGGACCAAAGAUCUUUGUCACCUGGAACACUGUACCUAGAACUAACCUUUUCCCUCUUUAGGAAUAUACUAAUGCUAGCAUAUGUUUUGUUGUCCCAAUCAUUCAAACUUAUACAACUAUGAUUAUUUUUUCAAUAAA
Molecule: messenger RNA, 3090 nt
Organism: Malania oleifera
Lineage: Eukaryota; Viridiplantae; Streptophyta; Magnoliopsida; Santalales; Ximeniaceae
Product: pentatricopeptide repeat-containing protein At5g50390, chloroplastic-like
Exons: 1
Coding region: 830-2935 (701 amino acids)
Biological process (GO): RNA modification
Molecular function (GO): zinc ion binding; protein binding; RNA binding
Source: RefSeq, a predicted model, not a curated record